UAUACUGCCAGGUUCUUAAGAAAAGCAGAAGUCCUGAAGGCUGACAUGACAGAUUCGAAGCUGGGUCCAGCAGAAGUCUGGACAUCCAGACAGGCUCUGCAGGACUUAUAUCAGAAAAUGCUGGUGACCGAUUUGGAAUAUGCUUUAGAUAAAAAGGUGGAGCAGGACCUUUGGAACCAUGCCUUUAAAAAUCAGAUCACGACGCUGCAGGGUCAGGCGAAAAAUAGAGCAAAUCCAAAUCGGAGUGAAGUUCAGGCGAACCUUUCUCUGUUCUUAGAGGCAGCUAGUGGCUUCUACACACAGUUAUUACAGGAAUUGUGCACAGUUUUUAAUGUAGACUUGCCAUGUCGUGUAAAGUCUUCCCAGCUGGGAAUCAUUAGCAAUAAACAGACGCACACCAGCGCCAUAGUGAAGCCGCAAUCUAGCUCCUGCUCUUACAUCUGCCAGCACUGCCUUGUCCACCUUGGAGAUAUUGCUCGCUAUAGGAAUCAGACCAGCCAGGCAGAGUCUUACUACAGACAUGCAGCUCAGCUUGUCCCUUCUAAUGGUCAGCCUUAUAAUCAGUUGGCUAUCCUAGCUUCCUCCAAAGGAGACCACUUGACCACAAUUUUCUACUACUGCAGAAGCAUUGCUGUGAAGUUUCCUUUCCCAGCUGCUUCCACUAACCUACAAAAAGCACUUUCUAAAGCACUGGAAAGUCGUGAUGAGGUGAAGACUCGAUGGAGCGUGUCUGACUUCAUCAAGGCAUUUAUUAAAUUCCAUGGCCAUGUGUACCUGAGUAAGAGCUUGGACAAGCUGAGUCCUCUUCGAGAAAAGCUGGAAGAACAGUUCAAGAGGUUGUUAUUCCAAAAGGCCUUCAAUUCUCAGCAGUUAGUACAUAUUACUGUCAUCAAUCUGUUUCAACUGCAUCACCUGCGAGAUUUCAGCAAUGAAACAGAGCAGCACAGCUACAGCCAGGAUGAGCAGCUCUGCUGGACACAGCUACUGGCUCUCUUCAUGUCCUUUCUUGGAGUUCUGUGCAAGUGUCCUUUACAAAAUGACUACCAAGAGGACUCUGGGGCUGCGUAUCCUCUUCCAGCUGUGAAGGUUUCCAUGGACUGGCUGAAACUUAGACCCAGCGUUUUCCAGGAGGCAGUGGUUGAUGAAAGACGGUAUAUAUGGCCUUGGCUGAUUUCUCUCCUAAACAGCUUCCAGCCUCAUGAAGAUGAUCUAUCCAGUAAUAAUGCAACCCCCCUUCCAGAAGAAUUUGAGUUGCAAGGAUUCUUGGCUCUGAGGCCCUCAUUCAGGAACUUGGAUUUUUCCAAAGGCCACCAGGCAAUUACAGGAGAUAAGGAAGGGCAACAACGUCGAAUUCGGCAACAGCGUCUGAUCUUCACAGGCAAAUGGAUUGCUGAUAACCAGCCGAGGUUGAUUCAGUGUGAAAAUGAGGUAGGAAAGCUGUUGUUUUUGACGGAAAUCCCGGAAUUAUUACUAGAGGACCCUAGUGAAGCCAAAGAGAGUCUCACCUUGCAGGAAACAUCCAUUGCAGAGCCACUAUCUACAGAUGGGAGCCCUGGACUCAAAUCAGUUCUGUCCUCUGGCAGAAGCCUAAACAACAACUGUGAUGCAGGAGAAAAACCAAUGGUCACGUUCAAAGAGAACAUCAAGCCACGGGAGAUGAACAGAGAGCCAGGGCGAAUCUAUCCCCCUAAAGAUAUAGUAGGAAGGGAAAGACGGGACUUUAGCAAAGGAAUAGUAGCCAAUAAGAAUGAUGGGAAGAAAGAUAACAAUAAAAGAAAGAAUGAGAUCAAGAAAUGCGGCUUGGAUAAGAUGCAGGAAGCAGGAAAGCAGAACGUGGCGGUUCAGGUGAAAUCCCAGAUGGAGAUGAGGAAGACUCCGGUGUCUGAAGCCAGGAAAACACCUGUAACUCAGACUCCAAGUCAGGCCAGCAGUUCCCAGUUCAUCCCGAUUCAUCACCCAGGCGCCUUCCCUCCACUUCCUAGUCGGCCAGGGUUUCCACCUCCAACCUAUGUUGUCCCCCCUCCUGUGGCUUUCUCCAUGAGCACAGGGUACACCUUCCCAGGUGGUGUUUCUGUCCCAGGAACCUUCCUCCAGCCCACAGCUCACUCGCCUGCAGGAAACCAGGUGCAAGGUGGGAAACAGUCCCACAUUCCUUACAGCCAGCAACGGCCCUCCGGACCAGGGCCAAUGACCCAGGGACCUCAGCAAACGCCACCUCCUUCCCAGCAACCCCUCUCAUCUUUACCAGCUCAGGCAACAGCACAGUCCGCAAGCCAGUUACAGGUCCAAGCUCUGGCCCAGCAACAGCAGCAGCAGUCCCCUACAAAAGCUGUGCAGGGCCUGGGGAAGAGCCCGCCACACCACUCUGGAUUCCAGCAGUAUCCACAGACAGACUCAUCAAAGCAGCUCUGGAACCCACCUCAAGUCCAAGGCUCUCUGGGGAAGAUCAUGCCUGUAAAGCAGCCCUAUUACCUGCAGGCCCAGGACCCUCUAAAAUUAUUUGAACAGUCAUUACAGCCUCCCGUGAUGCAACAGCAACCUCUGGAGAAAAAAAUGAAGCCUUUCCCAAUGGAGCCAUAUAACCAGAACCCCUCAGAAGUCAAGGUGCCAGAAUAUUACUGGGACUCUUCCUAUGGCAUGGCUGACAAUAGGGUGAUAGCACAGCAGUCUAACAUGGACCGUAGGGGAAAACGGCAAGGAGUCUUCCGCCCAGAGCAGGAUGCUGUCUCCAGGAUGACCUUUGAGAAGUCUCUGCUGGAAAAACCAUCAGAAUUGAUGUCGCAGUCGUCAUCCUUCCUGUCCCUCAGUGGCUUUUCCCUUAAUCAGGAAAGAUAUCCAAAUAACAGCAUGUUUAAUGAGGUAUAUGGGAAAAAUAUGAAUACCAGCACAAAAACAGAAGUCACCCCUUCAGUUGCCCAUCAGGAGACUUCACUGUAUUCUCUCUUUGAAGGAACUCCGUGGUCUCCAUCCCUUCCAGCCAACUCAGAUCAUUCGACACCAGCCAGCCAGUCUCCUCACUCCUCCAACCCCAGCAGCUUGCCAAGCUCCCCUCCAACCCAUAACCACAAUUCUGUUCCCUUCUCCAACUUCGGACCUAUUGGGACUCCAGACAACAGAGACAGGAGAGUCGCAGACCGCUGGAAAACAGAUAAGCCAGCAAUGGGAGGGUUUGGUCUGGACUACCUCCCAGCAACAUCAUCGUCUUCGGAGAGCAGCUGGCACCAGUCCAGUGCUCCUAGUGGCACCUGGGCAGCCCAAGGCCCUCCCGCAAUGGAGGACUCCUCAGCUGUGCUUAUGGAGAGCUUGAAGUCCAUCUGGUCCAGUUCCAUGAUGCACCCAGGACCCUCAGCCCUGGAGCAGCUGUUAAUGCAGCAGAAGCAGAAGCAGCAGCGUGGACAAGGCACCAUGAACCCGCCGCAUUGAGACCGAGGUGGCAACCCUUGCAAACGAAGGCUCCAUAAACCAUGGCAUGUUGGGUUUGCAGGACUGGCCCACACAGUCCUGUGCAGGUGGCAGCCCUCUCUUCUGUUCCUUGCUGUCAGGAGGGCGUAAGUGCUCCACCAACCCACUGAGUGUGCACAAAACGUCUGCAGUGCAAGAAAACAACAUCAGGAACUCUCCCAUCCCUGGGCCCUUUGGAGGGAGAGAGGAACUG
Messenger RNA from Mesitornis unicolor (brown roatelo), 3655 nucleotides. RefSeq names its product SMG7 nonsense mediated mRNA decay factor (gene SMG7). NCBI's taxonomy places the organism in Eukaryota, Metazoa, Chordata, Aves, Mesitornithiformes, Mesitornithidae. Gene Ontology annotation, biological process: nuclear-transcribed mRNA catabolic process, nonsense-mediated decay. Gene Ontology annotation, molecular function: telomerase RNA binding; telomeric repeat DNA binding; protein binding. Gene Ontology annotation, cellular component: telomerase holoenzyme complex. The record is from RefSeq and is a predicted model, not a curated record.